Messenger RNA from Hordeum vulgare subsp. vulgare (domesticated barley), 1093 nucleotides. RefSeq lists its product as uncharacterized. The transcript is spliced from 2 exons. Bases 360 to 848 code for a protein of 162 amino acids. The record is from RefSeq and is a predicted model, not a curated record. NCBI's taxonomy places the organism in Eukaryota, Viridiplantae, Streptophyta, Magnoliopsida, Poales, Poaceae.
UCCAGAUUAUCAUAAUCUAUUAUGGUUCCAAACAAGGUCUAAACUUAGCAAUACGUUUAAUACGGUCAUCAAAUAUGAUUUAACGUGAAAAUACGGUCACUCUAGCACGUACGCGGUGGGUUUAACUAGCUCUUGACCGCCACGUAGUUGGUCUUGAUUCGGCCAAUCUUGCAUGGAGGGCUUUUUUGUAAAAAUACAAAAUUCCCCAUUCUCAAAUCCCUAACCCUCUCCCUCCCCGUCAAAUCCCUAACCCUCUCCCUCCCGUCGCUCUGCUCAUCCUCCCCUCACUCUUCCCUGCCUCCUGUCGCCGUCGAUGUCCAUUCCUGUCGAGGAAGGCAGUUCCUUCCCUGCUGGUGCUCAUGUUUGCAGCCAGCUCGUCCGCCUCUGCUAUCCGCCGUCGGGCAUUGGCGCUGCCGCUGGCCCGCUGCCCGACCUGCAAGGAGAAGGUGCGCAUGUAUGUCUCCGCAAUAGAGAAGCACGACGGAUGGGUCUUCUACAAGUGCGAAAAGCAUGGGGUGACUUGUGAUUACUGGCGGUGGGAGUUGGAGUAUGUUGAGUUCCUUGUUGACAAGCAUUAUCUCAGCGGCGAUGCGGCUGUGGAUGCUAUUGGUGCGAUGGAGGAACGCAAGGAGGAACUUAUUAAAGCACAAGAGUUGUUCUAUAUGAAUGGAUCUGUUAGCUCGGGUAAGAAGGUUUUCAAGAAUGACAAUGGCAAUUUGAUGAGCAGGCAGCAAGCUGCUGCACCGAUGAUGCUUGGAAAAGAGCUGGUGAUGCUCAUGAAGAUGCUGGUUACUAUUGUGGUGGUGCUAGGGCUUGCUGCACUGGUGCUGAUCAUGCUGAAGAAGUGAAGAUGCUUGUUGGUGUAGUGGUGGUGCUGCUAGUUCUUGCUGCUAGGUGAUGCUUUUGUUCCAGCCUGAUGUAAUGGAAUGGUGGUGGUGAACUAUGGUUUUAGCUUAUGUUGUCCUACCUUUUGUUUCAGUCUGAUGCAAUGGAAAGUUAAGUGCAAGUGCUUGAUAUUUUCAAUGUUAAGUGUUCUUGUUUAUGUCCAGAAUUAGAAAUGCUUGAUAUUUUCAAUGUUAAGUGUUCUUGUUUC